AUGGCGCAAGGAUGGGAUUCUGGUCAACCGCAGGACGGCAGCAUGGUGCAGGAUGGCCUGCUGCCAGGAAUGGGGAAAGGUUUCGGCAAAGGCCUCAAAAUGGAUGGCAGCGGGGCCAAGGUGAAAGCAAAGGUCCCUCCGCCUCUGGUUUCUCCAGAAUUGUUCGGAGCAGAAGUUCGGUACCUGGUCCUGUCUACUUUUUCUUGCGAGAUGGAAGAGGAUCCGGUGACACCCUUUGAGUGGUCUGUGGCUGCCGCAAUAGCCAAAGUGCCAAGCUUUAACCAGCUGCGUCAAACAUCUUUCGAUGUGCUUCCUGUGUUGCCUGUGUCUGCGACACUUACGGAUGACGAGCUUGACGAGCAUCAGCUUGCUCGAUCAAAGAGGAAAGAUCCUCGCCAGACGAUCGCAGCGGUUCCAUCGAUCAGGUUGAUGCCAGGUCUGGCACAUCCACUGACAUUCAAUGAGGAGCAAAUGCUCCGUUUGUUUGUGACCGAUCCUAGAAGCAUGGCCUACAACCUGUCGAGCACACAGCGAAGCAGGGUACCGCUCAGCAUAGAGCAGUGUGAGAUGGCGCACAGAAUUGUCUUGGAACGCCACGAAGUACUUCGAAGCGCCUUCAGCCUGGAAGAUCAAGGAAAUCCGACUCGAAAGGUCAUGAAGGAGCACGUUGGAGGCUUCUACGCAUUGGCGUUGCCUGAUGAGGGCAUGGCUCAAGCCAUUGCCGGCAUGGACUAUGCCACGCCCCACAUGCUGGGAGUCUGUGCCAUUCGGCUGCUGUACUCCCCGUCGAGGGACAACUUCCCAGCCAUGCAUGUCAAUAUGCAUCACAUUCUAGCUGACAAUGAUGCCUUGCUGACUUUCUGGAUGGAGUCAUUCCAGGUUCAGGAACUCCUGUACUAUGGUUACUCCAAGGAGGCCGUCAAGGAAAGACUGCCGAAGCUGCCUGUGCAAUUCACAGACUUUGCUUAUUGGCAAAAGUCACUUUUCUCGCGAGGCCUCUUGAAGCCGGACCUGUCAUAUUGGGGUCGGCAGAUUGUGACAUCACAGCCUCCAGCGGUGUUGGAUGUGCCAAUCGACGUCCCGCGGCCACGUGUGUGGGUUGCGGUUGGCGACAGUGCAAAGAUUGACUUGGACCAGGAGCUGAUGCUGCCGGUCAUGGACUUGAAUCCACGCAUCACUCCUUUUGCCGUGGUGAUCUGCAAUUUCUCGUUGGCGUUGAUGCGCAUGGCGAACCAGCGCGUUGUUUACAUGGCCACUGCCUUCGCUUUGCGCAGUCUCCCAGCAGUGGCAAACCUCAUUGGCAACUUUCUUAACAUGCUGCCGAUCCGCGUUGCAUAUGACCCCACGGAGCCUUACAUGGACAUUGCCUCACGCGUGGCGCAGUCCACCAUCAAUGUCCAGCGCUACAACCUGGCGCCGUUCAUCCAAAUUGUGACAGACACCCAGCCGCAUUUUCCAACAGCUGAUCCAUCAAGGAACCCUGUCUACCAGUCCAUGGUUGACGUGGUUCCUCGAGAUGAUGACAGCGACGAGGUCGGUCUCAAAGGAGUUCUAGACGUAUUCCUCUUUGCGAACACAAGGAAUGGCCAAAUCUUCAGACUGGACGGGGUUUUCAACAACACCGUUCUCACGAAGCAAACGGUCCAGCUGAUUCUCAUGCACACAAAGGCUCUGACCCUUUGGGCGGCCCGUCAUGCAAAGAUGCCGAUCCCUCGAAUGCUGCGGCUUAGUGAGACUGCCCAGGAAGCAAAGGAUGCCGACAGAGGCAUCACCCUGACUCAUGUGUUGGCUCGGAACCAGAUAGGACUGCCUUCAGUGGCCGCUGUCUCCAGUGGCCCAGAGGGCCCAGGCACUACUGAUGAGCAGCGAGGCAUUAGAGCGUCUCGCCGUUUCAAGCUGCACUCUACCUUGGAGAUGGGUGCAGACAUGCCGCAGAGUCAGAUGAAAUCUGCAAAGCUGCCGACGCCACUGCAGCCGCCGGCAAAGCGUAAGCAGGGUACACAGCAGAGAUCGCAGGAGAUUGUGCCGAAGCCUGCGUCGAACGCGCCAGCGCCACCAGCGAUGUCAAUUCUGGCUUCUGAGACGAGCUUGGCCAAAGCUCCAGAAAAGCCUGCCGUGCGUGAACUCACCGUCGAGGAGGAGGUCGCACAACGGCGAGCAGAAGCUCAGAAGCGGCGCGAGCGAAGUUACAACGUGGCGGCCAAGUGGGCCCAGUCCCAGCAAGACAGCGAGCUGAUUCCUUUGGGCGAGGCAAACCCCUUCGACGAGAACGAGGCAUUCCCUCGAGCGGCAAGACGGCGUGGCUUUUCGCAGUAUGCCGCCAUCCGUGGUAGGUGA
Messenger RNA from Symbiodinium pilosum, 2337 nucleotides. The record is from the annotation of a GenBank genome assembly. NCBI's taxonomy places the organism in Eukaryota, Dinophyceae, Suessiales, Symbiodiniaceae.